AUGCUUGGGGCUUUCGUCAAAGAAUUUCCAAGCCCAACAACCGCAAGUGUACCCACUAGUCGGCCGGAGUCCAAAUCUUUAUUUACACAGUAUGACAAGUAUGGAACAGAAGACGUAUUCUUUACUGAGUUCAUCAUCGACACGCACAAAUCUUCAGCUACAGAAGCCACUGCAACACUCCAGUCGCUCGCCAAAGUCUCAUUUAAAGGCGAGACCAACGAAGCUCAUCACCUCAAAGGCAAAAUUCUCCACUGUAGACGCCUUACUCAGAUUGACGAGUUCUUUAACGAUGUUAAGGCGGAUAAAGAUGUCAAGGAACGAGUUCCAAAAUGGAUUCAACAUGGAAUGAAACUUCAGGUAUGCAUGGUAGUUGGGAUUCUGUUAUGUGAGGAUGUUAAUGUGGUAUGGGAGGAAGUGGGCAAGAUGGAAGUGGGAGUUAAGGCUGAAGCGCCUAUUACGACCAUUGUUCGGGCUGCCGCCGGUGUACCCAGUGUCGAUCCGAGUCAGGAUCCUGGUAAUCUGAGCGUUGCAGCUAGCGCCAAGAAGUCUACAGGCAAUGUGUUUCGGGCUAGUGGUGGGAAGAGGCAAAUAUUUGCGCUGGAACUAAGAACUGUGACCAAGGGGAAAAUCCUAAACACCAUCAACAGGAACGUACUUCGCAUGGGUAGAACAGGCCCCUCUGUGGACUAUGGAAGGAAAUUUGGGAAGGAUAAGGACGAUUCAGUUGGGUGUUUGGAGGAUGAAGAGUUAUUCUUGGGGAUAACUGAGUCCAAGGAGAAAAAAGGUGGGACCUCAGAGGCACACCAAGACAAGUAG
Messenger RNA from Metarhizium robertsii ARSEF 23, 816 nucleotides. RefSeq lists its product as uncharacterized. NCBI's taxonomy places the organism in Eukaryota, Fungi, Ascomycota, Sordariomycetes, Hypocreales, Clavicipitaceae. The record is from RefSeq and is a predicted model, not a curated record. Bases 1 to 816 code for a protein of 271 amino acids. The transcript has a single exon.